AUGGCAGGCUCGUUGUCCAGACCCAAAGCGGCAAAAGUGCUGCUUGCUGUUGCGUUGGCAGCUGUUCUGCAGUGGGCAAAAACACCGGCGUUUGCCGCGCCACAGGCUAGAAGCAGGGACAUGUCUCGCAGACGUGCUGCAGACGAGCUAUCACCACUGGCGAAUCUAGCGCAAGAUCCAAGCUUUCAAGCUGCAGUUGCAGGUGCAUGGACCAUGGUGCAAACAACUCUGACGCCCGCAACCGACUUGGUGGAAAGCCUUGCAAAAGUGCAAGAAUAUGCCAAGAGCUGGGGAGGGCAAGAGCUUUUUGACGGCAACGAUGCGGAGAAACAUGUCGACGAAUUGACAAAACGUAUUGAACAAGGUGUAGAUGACGGGAAUACUGUUCUCAUCCCGAUUGCGCAAGAGGCAGACCUGCCUCUUGAGCCAAUCAGAGGUACACCCUUCGAGAAGCUCAUGGUUGCAGUGCUUCAGAAUACAAGCGUGGCUGGAGUCUACACGCUGCAUGCAGAGCCCGGUGCUGGAAAGUCAACUUCUGCCACGCUGGCAGCACUUGAGCUGAAAGGUAGGCAGCCAAGGAAGGAUGUCAUCGUCCUUUUGCAGAACGAUUUUGAGCGGCAGCUGGAGUCUUUCUUCCGCCUCUCCGACAUCAAGUAUACUGCAGAAAUCGUCCGCCCGUUCUUCACCAGGCUGAAGGAUAAGGGUAUCAGAGUGCGGCUAAUUUUGGACAAUGUUCUUGAUAGCGGUACAAUGUCUGAGCAAUCUGCAGAUAGAUUGAAAGUGCUCGCCCGGGCUGCGAAUGACAACCUUCACCAGAUCAUUGUCAUCGUGCAGAGUGAAGCUGCAGCGACGUCCAUCGGAGCUCUCAAUGGUGAUACAACGCACAAAGGGAAUCAGAUGCCAGCAGAGUGGUACAGGUGGUCUAGACAAGAGACGCAGAAGCUCUUGAAUAGCACAAACAUUCAAGAACUCUUGAAGAAGCGGCUACGAGAUGGAGAUGCUGAAGAACUAAACGUUCUCAUGACUGAGGCUCUAGAUCGUGCGGAAAUCCCUGAUGAGUAUGGCCAAUGGAGACCCAGAAGCACCAAACGAUACAUCAUGACUGGGGAUAGACCAACUGCCCCUCUCCCUAUCCCAGGCCCAUCUGCCGGAUCUGCAGGCUCAGCAGGCACGACCUCAACGUCAUUCGUCUGGGUGCAGCAGCUGAUCCGCAAGGACGGCAAUGGUGGCCUCCAGCUCGUUGGCAACGCUUUUCCAAUCGACCCGGUGCCGCAAAACAUUGCAUACCUGAAGGAAGCUAUCAAGAAGAAGAAGCCAAAUCGAGUGAUGUGCGAUGCAGAUGAAAUUGUCAUUCACAGCCAGAAGGAUGGGCGCUGGGUGCCGGAAGAUGAAGAAAAAAAUAUAAAUCGCGGCACCUCCAGGAAAGAUUGCUAUGGAUUCGUGCUGCCACCAGCGGACGGUGCUUAG
Symbiodinium natans is the source of this 1467-nucleotide messenger RNA. The record is from the annotation of a GenBank genome assembly. NCBI's taxonomy places the organism in Eukaryota, Dinophyceae, Suessiales, Symbiodiniaceae.